AUCUCCAAGGGUUUUUGAGCAGACAAGAUGGCGGAAGUGGAGCAGAAGAAGAAGCGAACCUUCCGGAAGUUCACCUACCGCGGCGUGGACCUGGAUCAGCUGCUGGACAUGUCCUAUGAACAACUCAUGCAGUUGUACAGUGCUCGACAGCGUCGGCGACUCAACCAGGGUCUGCGGCGCAAGCAGCACUCCCUCCUGAAGCGCCUGAGAAAGGCCAAGAAGGAGGCACCCCCCAUGGAAAAGCCAGAGGUGGUGAAGACACACCUUGGAGACAUGAUCAUCCUGCCAGAGAUGGUGGGGAGUAUGGUAGGCGUCUAUAACGGCAAGACCUUCAAUCAGGUGGAAAUUAAGCCCGAGAUGAUUGGACACUACUUGGGAGAAUUCUCUAUCACCUAUAAGCCUGUGAAACAUGGUCGGCUGGGUAUUGGAGCUACCCACUCCUCUCGCUUCAUCCCUCUCAAGUAACCCAGAUCCUAACAAUAAAAACAAGAAGUUCUAAAAAAAAAAAAAAAA
Molecule: messenger RNA, 513 nt
Organism: Sarcophilus harrisii (Tasmanian devil)
Lineage: Eukaryota; Metazoa; Chordata; Mammalia; Dasyuromorphia; Dasyuridae
Product: 40S ribosomal protein S15
Exons: 1
Coding region: 28-465 (145 amino acids)
Biological process (GO): ribosomal small subunit assembly; translation
Cellular component (GO): cytosolic small ribosomal subunit; ribosome
Molecular function (GO): RNA binding; structural constituent of ribosome
Source: RefSeq, a predicted model, not a curated record